Cimex lectularius (bed bug) is the source of this 1212-nucleotide messenger RNA. RefSeq names its product odorant receptor 85c-like. Bases 1 to 1176 code for a protein of 391 amino acids. Lineage: Eukaryota; Metazoa; Arthropoda; Insecta; Hemiptera; Cimicidae. The record is from RefSeq and is a predicted model, not a curated record. The transcript has 8 exons. Gene Ontology annotation, cellular component: plasma membrane. Gene Ontology annotation, biological process: sensory perception of smell; detection of chemical stimulus involved in sensory perception of smell. Gene Ontology annotation, molecular function: odorant binding; olfactory receptor activity.
AUGAACAAUGUAAUAGAUCCAAUCCUCAAAUAUUCUGUCGCGAUUGCUGGAGACAAAAAGCUAGAAGUUUACACGUUGUACUUCUCUUUUCUUAACUUUCUUGGAUUCGAUUGGAAACAGGGCGGUAUAAAUGUUCCGGUACCAGCGUGGGUGAAAUUUAAAGUUUAUCCGGCUUCUUAUCCAAUUAUGAUGUUAAUAGUCAGCUUUCUUAUCAUUAAACUCAAUGUGGAAGUUGAACCAAAAACAGAAUUCGAAAUGAUUAAGAUGAUCAACGGUUUCAUAGUUUCAAUGACUUUCAUUGCAGCAUUUGCCAAGCUACUUUACCUGAGGAUCAUUAAAAAUGACAUACUCGAAUUGCUCAAUAUGUCUGUGACUGUGGGACCUAUAAGCGCUGAGAAGCCGGUAGUAAAAGAUACGAUCCGCUCCUGCGUCCUCUACUUCAUCCUGCUGAACGCCAACGUCGGUACCUGGACCGUAGGCUAUCUGUGGCUCCAUAAUGACUUACCGUUUGCAGCUGCUUUCCCUUGGGACGAGUCGACUGUAGUCGGAUUUUCGUUGUCUUUCAACGUUGACGUUUUGUGCGCCUUCUACUGUAGCAUCGGCCAUACCGUGCUGGACAUAUCUUUCCCUCUAGUUGUCAGCACCAUGUGCUGGCAUAUACAACGCCUGGAAAAACUCUUAUCAACUUUGGGCAAAGACUAUUUCAUAGACAGAAUGAUACUUGACAAAGCGGUAGAUUUGCAUGUACGACUUUUAAGACAGGUCAUUGUCUGCUACAAUCAACUUAUUGUCGCCCAGUCCGUCUACACGGUACUACACUCUUGUAUUUUAAUUUAUGCAGUUGUUAAGGUUUCAAAUAAGGUAGAAGCCGCUUUGAGCUCUGUACCAAUGCUUUCUGCUUCUUACGCCCAGCUCUACAUGUACUGUUCAUACGGCCAGUUGUUGACAGACAAGACUCAUACCUUAAGUUUCGCCGCUUAUAACAACGAAUGGUACCGCUGCCCGCCGAAGUUGAGGAAGUCGUUGGUCCUUUUCCUGGAGGCGACCAAACGAGCCGUCCACCUGAAAGGAUUUGGAAAUAUCCAAGCAUCUCUCGCUAACUAUUUACACAGCUUGCAAGAUUCAGUCUCUUACUUUCUGGUUCUGAAAACUUUGACAUCUGAUGAAAACGCCUAAUCGAUUUUCAAACCAACAACCCUUAGAAAAUAAAUU